AGACGGCAUGCAAGCCGUGAGGAAGGGACGGGCGGUGGGGACGUGCAGGUAUAUAGAAGCAGCAGACUACUGUAGCUCUCACGUCUGUAGGUGAGUUUAGACUCAACUUGCAUGUAAUAAUUAUGCUGAACCGAGGUAAAGACGCAUCGCAUCACCACGCAGGCAGCAGCGUUCACCUCACCUUGAUGAUCUUCUCACUACCGUCGUACAUGUCUGCAGUCACCAGAGUCGAGUGCAUGCCCGGUCAUACUCCGUUUGCGCCACUUGUAGCUCCCAGACACGGGCCCUCAGCACUCGCACUCACGGACCCUUCGCGUGCAUUUGUAAGCUUGCGUCUCAGCUUGCAACCAUCAUAUGAGCGCACUCACAGCACGCUCAGACUUGUAUUGGACAAUCUGUCUCUGUGGCUUGUUCCAAUAAGCAAAGCUCGGCUUUUGCGAGGUCCGCAUUCGCACACCGCACAGCAGCGCUCCGUCAACAUAAACACCAGACAAGCCAUUCAAAUCCCGGCACAAACACAUUGCCUCGCACACACACUGCGACUUGCAGUGGAUGCCCAGGUGUUCGCCACCUCUUUGGCCGCUACUCCAAGCUGCGCUUCAUCGAUCUCCUCAGUGUGCUCGACAGGUUCUUGCGAGUCCGAGCCAUUUAGCAUUUUCUGUGAACCCUACUAAGCCUCUUUGCUUCGAGCUGCGUCGCCAAUCGAAAAGUUCCUACCCUCAACGGAGCCUGCGGACUAU
Molecule: messenger RNA, 740 nt
Organism: Ceraceosorus bombacis
Lineage: Eukaryota; Fungi; Basidiomycota; Exobasidiomycetes; Ceraceosorales; Ceraceosoraceae
Source: the annotation of a GenBank genome assembly